AUGGCCUUGAAAUCUCAACCAACACCAGUAGACACAAAACUAGUUGAGGCAAAGGAAUAUCGAAGUCUAGUGGGUGCACUUCAAUAUCUACCUUAUACCUGUCCUGACAUCGUCCAUGCCGUCAAUAAAGUAUGUCAAAAACUCAAAGAUCCAACACAAGGAGACAUGAAAGCAGUAAAAAGAAUACUUCGCUAUCUCAAAGGAACUUUGCACUAUGGAAUCAAAUUUCUUGCCCACAGUCCUCUAAAGCUAUAUGGAUUUUGUGACACUGAUUGGGCAGGUUGUUCAGACACUAGAAGAAGCACUACUGGUUAUUGUAUAUAUCUAGGAGCUAAUUGUAUUUCUUGGUCAUCAAAGAAACAACCAACAGUUUCAAUAUCAAGCUCUGAAGCAAAAUAUAGAUCAAUGGCAAGUACAAUGGCAGAACUAGUAUGGAUUACUUUCUUACUACGAGAUGUUGGAAUUGAAUUACAUGAACCACCAUAA
Lycium ferocissimum is the source of this 486-nucleotide messenger RNA. RefSeq lists its product as uncharacterized. The transcript has a single exon. The record is from RefSeq and is a predicted model, not a curated record. NCBI's taxonomy places the organism in Eukaryota, Viridiplantae, Streptophyta, Magnoliopsida, Solanales, Solanaceae. Bases 1 to 486 code for a protein of 161 amino acids.